Molecule: messenger RNA, 690 nt
Organism: Guyanagaster necrorhizus
Lineage: Eukaryota; Fungi; Basidiomycota; Agaricomycetes; Agaricales; Physalacriaceae
Exons: 5
Coding region: 1-690 (229 amino acids)
Source: RefSeq, a predicted model, not a curated record
AUGUAUCAUUCUUUUUUUAGUUGGGAUUUUGAUAUCAAUGACAAGAAAAUCUUGUGUGAGAAAUCUCCUGAACUGUAUCAGCUCCACAAGUGUGCAAGAGACUAUUCAUUGAACAUUGACCACAUCCUCACUGUCAUGCUUCCAAGCUUUCAGAAAUCCCAUGCAUCUGGUGCUCAUGAUCUUUCUGCUUUUGCCAGUACUGCUGGUACCUAUAACAUUAUCAUCACUUUAUUCAUUCAGAACUUUAGUGACCUUCACAUCCCUUGGUCACUUGUCUGCAUUGCCGACAUCAAGAAAGGCAAUAUUUCUCUAGGCCAGGUUAUCCUGAAGAUCAUACAACCAUCACUUCUAUCUAUUUCCAAGCCAAGAUCCCAUGGACAGAGCUGUAUCUUUCCUCACCGACUCACUAAAAUUGAGGACCUUAUCUACCAAACCCUUUUGCCACUCCAGAGAGCUGUUAUUCCCUAUUAUUUCAGAUUACACAAGCUUAUGAUGCCAAAUAAAUAUAUCAAAGGGGUGACCAUGGGAGAUGAGAAUAAAAGUGAUGAGGAUAAAGAUGACAAUGAGGAUGACAAGGAUAACCAUCCAGUUCCAGAAGCAUGUAGUCAUGAGAUGGAUCAAAAGCUUGAAGAAUGUUUCCUCAAAGAGGCUAAGGACAUUAAUGGAUCAAUGAGUCUGGCAGUCUCCUAA